AACGAACGAACGAACGAACGAACGAACUCCUGAGUUGUUGAGGCCGCCAAAAGUGACCUCCUGAUCGAACGCUGGACGUGAAGAGUGCUGCUCUACGGGUGACCCGUCAAUGGCCGGAGCAAGUGCGGAUCAUGCCUGACAUCCGCUCCGACCUCGUGCCCGUUCUCACCCGCCCCUAGAUGCCCCUCGAGCGUCUACUGCCCUCCGAUUCAUCCCUUGAUCAUCAUCAUCAUCAUCAGCCUCGUUCUUCGUAGUGUGGCUCCACUAGAGAGAGACAGACAACAUGGCCAAACUUCUGAACAAAGCUCCGGCUGAGUAUCAGGCCGAAAAAGAACGAUUUCAACAAGAACUCAAGCUAUUCCACGACGGAAAAGGGACCCCUUAUCGUCAUCUACCUACCAUCGAUGGCCUAGAAAUUGAUCUCUACAAGCUCUAUUGGGUAGUCACUGCCAGCGGAGGCUGGGAGAAGGUAAACUCUCGGGUGGGAUGGGAAGAAAUCGUGACACUUUUCGAGUUGCCCGAAUCUACGGCCAAUGCGGCUUUAGCUCUCAAGCAUACUUACCUCCGUUUUUUGGACGCUUAUGAAAAGCUUCACUUCUUGGGCGAAGAAGAGGAUGGAGAUGAUCAUUGGUAUAACGAUGAAGAGGACUCGAGAACGAGGAGGCAAAAAGUCCAGAAGAUCACCUCGUCCGUGCCUUUGUCCUAUAACCAUCAGCAGCAUCAAGUACCCGAUGAUCAUCGAGAAAUGUACAGCCUAUCCACCAAUGUGUACCGGAAAACCGACUAUGAUCGCUUGAUUCUCUCCUUGUGCUCACCUCUUCCCAAUGAACAAGACUUUGCCAUAAAUGUGUGCACACUCCUUUCGAAUGAAGGAAGACACACCCUCAAAUUGGUGAAGUGUCCUCGACUUCUUGAUCUUCUCUUGGCCCAUGCUGGCGUAUUUAACCAUGAAAACCUUACCACAUAUUUAAACGAGUUGUAUCGCUCUACCCGCCGCUACGACUUACUAUCGUUCUGGAGGAAUGCUUGCAAAGACAGUCUAGUUCGUGAUCUCAUGCUACAAGUGGCCUCGGGUGCUUUGUCCAAGCUGAAACAAGUGAAAGGUCGACAUCCUUUUGAGGACGACCAAGUUGAGGAGGAAUCCUUAGCACCCACUUCCGAGAACCAAUUGGCCCUUCUAAAACAACGGGUGGAGGACGAACUGUCCGAAGAGAGUGAUAUAUUUGCCUCGGGGACCGGAUUGGGAACCAAGGAAAUGGCGGGGCAGCGUAUCCUUCAAAUUGCCACCAUAAUAAGGAAUCUCAGCUUUGAAGAAGACAAUGCGAGCAUCUUGGCCAAAAAUUUGACCUGUCUCCGGUUUUGCUUGUUGUGCUGCAGUUCUUCGUGGAGCAACUUAAACCAAACCGGGUUUGACAUCAUCGGGAACAUUGCCUCAGAGAUCUCUCUGGAACCCAAUGACGAGAGCUGUUGCACGGAAACUCUUUUGUCAACACUGACCCAAUGUAUUAGCUCUCCCGAUCGAUUUCAAGUGAUUUCUUCCCUUGACAUUCUUUGCAAGCUUUGCCAACAGGAUGCCAAUGAAUAUUUUGUUGAGCAUGUGCUUGUUGCCCAGCAGUUUGUGUUCGACCAAUUAGUGAUGUACUUGUCGCUUCACGACAUCCACCUGCUCAUCAGCACCAUCGAAUGCCUAUACUCCUUAUCUUGCCUAGGCGAAUCGGCUUGUAAUGCUAUUGUGCGGACUCAUGGUGCCUUGGAUGCUUUAGUGAGCCUCGUCACAGUGGAGGCCCAAAGUUAUGGCCCCAAAGCUUGUAUACUGAUGAGAGUCGUAGAAACCGUGCCUGGAACGUCUGCGACUCAACAGCUACAACAACAACAACAGCAACAACAACAACAGGCCCAAUCUCAGUCUCCUGUUCAAGUUCAAAGUGCGUCGGCAAACUCUCCUCAGCAGACCUUGGCUCAAAUGAAGCCUGUCAUUACUACCACGGCUACGGCUCAAGUGAUUGUGAGUGCCCCAUCGUCCACGAGCACAGCGGUUCAAUUGAGUCAACCGCCUUUGCCUCAGCAACCGGUUCCUACUCGGCUUGUCGGACAAACUCCGCAAAUUUUGAGUAGCCAAAUCCGAGGCCAGGUAGUUCAAGUUCAGAGGCCGGGACAGCCAAACCAACCUAUGCUGCAGUUGCCUAGACAUCCAGUUCCCAUCAGAGCUGCUACGUCUACCGGCCAACCCAGUCAAGGAGUGAGACCGGCCGUGACCGUGACUAGUAUUGGUCAGACUCAAAAGCUACAAACUGCACAAGUGAUUCAGUUGCAAAGCGGUCAAAUUUUGCGCACCCAACAACCGCAAAUUGUGCAACAGGCCUUGCUCUCUCAAAACUCGUCACCGGUUCAACUACGACCCCUUGGUCAAGCUCAACCUGUGCAAUUGCAGCAACAACCGGCUAAACCAUUUCAACAACCCGGUCAGACUCCAGCACCGCAACAACAACCAACUCAAUCGUCCCAGCAAGUCCAACUACGAGUUUCUAAUGAUGAGUCUCACCGUACAUUUUGUCUGUCGUGGCUUCGAGCCACAUACGAGGCUGCUCCGGGAUCUCGUAUUCAGCACGAAAUCAUGUACAAACAAUACUUGGCUUCUCUUCAUAAAUUGGGACGACGCGAAGUCAUUUCCGCCCAACUCUAUGCGGCAUGUGUCAGAACUCUCUUUGGAGGCACUGUUGGUCCCAACAAAAGACAACUAGCAAAUGGUGCCUUUGAUCAUUUCUUCGAGGGAGUCAAAGUGCGACCACAGCCUUUGGCCUUGCGAAUACCAGCGGGUCAAAAUUCGACGGUUUUGGCGAAAAACGGGACCCACGUUAUGAAUCAAGGGCUCCAGCCUAACCAAGCUACCAGCCAGGCUCAGGUGAUAAAUCAACAACAGAUUGCCAGUCUCCCCGCUCCUGCCGUACCUGUGGUGUUAAACAGUGCACAUAUGCCAGUAUCUGUGGGUGGCCAAAUGAAUGCUAAAAUUGUUGUACAACAGCAACAAGUGCAGCAGCAGCAGCAGCAACAACAACAGCAAAUGCAACAACUGCAGCCACAGCAACAGCAAGUGCAACAGCAACACCUGCAGCAACAACAACAGCAAGUGCAACACCUGCAGCCACAGCAACAGCAAGUGCAACAACAACAACACCUGCAGCAACAGAAAACGCAACAAACUACGCAAAACGCGUCGAUGCCAACAACUGCCCAACAACAACCUGGUUCGCCCAUUUUGACAAACCUACUACACAGAGGAAGUCCAGGUCCUCCUGAAGCAAAUAAUCAAAAUGUUAAUGCCGUGAACCAUAUGGAAUCCCAAGCCAAUGUAGUGCGCCAAGUUCUUCAAUCAGUGACUUCUGCACCAUUGGAAAACAACGGAAUGUCCGUCUUAGAUGGAAUACUGCCAAAAGAAACCAAGUUUGGCAAAUUAGAGGAGUCAAAUGUUGCCAUUCAAGGACAUUGCAAAAUGGGUAAUGGCAUGUUAGCCAAUCUUUUGGACAAGAAAGCGGGUGAAAGUGAACCUCCCUUGGCCAACGGAAUAUCUAGCCAAGAGGUGCGAACCACCGUGGAAGGAAAUGGCCUUGGACUUGUCGCACAAGUGGAUGCUCAUAAAAUGAAUGGUGACGUGGACGUCUUGCUGAAGUCGUUAAAACGCCCUGCCACAUCAGGGUUAGAGCAUGCUGCUCCACCAGCCAAGGCAGCUCUCAUUCAUUCAAAUGGUAUGAUUCUUAACGGUCCAAUGGAAGUGUCAGUUAACGGCGGAGAGAGCCUUGUGUCUCUAUCAUCAACCACUUACACUCCCGGGGCUGUAGUUAACAAGCAAUCCGUGAUCUUAAACCGGGCUCAAAAAUUGGUUUCCCUUCCGUCCCUUGGCUCGAAUCCUGUCGCCACAGCGGUCAACAAAGACUCGUCAAAUCAGAUUCUAACGCCUCCCACUUCGAAGACCCUUAUCAUCUUACAACCUCAAAAUAAGAACACGGUGGUGUCUGGCGGAACUUCAAAUGGUCCACUCUCCAUCUCAAGCAUGCCCGUUGUAAAUGGUCAAGCUUAUCAGAAUGGAUCUUCCUCCAUCACGUCUUCUGUUGUCAACCCCGGUCGCAGUGCCCCAUUACCCACUGAGCCUCAGAUCAUUCAACUUCCUCAGACUCCAUCGUCUCAAACUAUCGUUCCUGGAGGUGGGUCAGUGGCUUCUGAGGCUACCAACCAUGCCCCUGGGGUCAACUCUGUCUCUUCUUCGUCAGCAACACCAUCGAUCCUCGCUCCAUUGACCUCGUCGAACUCUUCCCCGAGUUCAGGAACGAUGCCAUCAUUAUCAUCACUCUCGUCCGUCCCCAAUCCGGUGUCCAGCAAUAGCCUGUCCAAUACCAAUGCUGCAAAUGCCAACUCAUCUUCAUCCUCAACAGCAACAACAACAUCUUCAUCAUCUUCAUCGUCGUCUACUACUUCAACAAUUACAUCAGUACCUAAGGUCAACCCGCAGUCUCCCUUCUUGUGCGAGUGGAAAGGUUGUCUCACUGCCUUCAAAACCGCGAAAGAGGUGGAGAUUCAUGCCAUCAAAGUCCAUUGUGCAGAGAAUGAUGGGGAUAUGUCGUGUCUGUGGGCCAGGUGUGAUGGGAUGAAACGAAAGCGCUUUUCGCUCAUGACACAUAUUCAAGAUCGUCAUUGUCACCCUCAGUUAAUGAAACUUAUGGCUGUGAGGAGAGUCCAAAUUGCCAACACGGGAAAGAGUGACGUUCCCUUACCUCCUACCCCUCCAGCUCAUCCGGGUUACCCUCCCAAUGCUGCCUUACACGCAAUCAAACGACAUGCCGCCGAAUUUGUUGCACCCAAAGCUCAAGCUAUGACGGAUGAAAAAGAAGGCCCUGUCACGAAAAGCAUUCGGUUAACUUCUGCACUCAUUCUGAAGAACCUAGUCAUCUAUUCAAGCUUGGGGAAAAGCCGGUUAAAAUCAUAUGAAUCGCAUCUCUCGACUGUGGCCUUAAGCAAUGUGGAGUCAUCUCGUACCAUCAGCCAAAUUCUCUUUGAGAUGACGGAAAGCGACCAAAAGGGCAGUUAGUAUUCGCCGCCAUCACCUUCAAUCAGAACCAAAAUCAAUGUCAAUGCCGAGCCAGAUAUCCCCAAAUUAAAUCUCAACCAUGCUCAGCAACUCCACCAUAGAAAAUGAGAGAAAAAAAGGAAGAAGAACGAAGAACGAUCCAUCGGAUCCAUCGGUAUUAAUGACUGACAUGCGCAAAAUGGUAAUCUCAGCAAGGGAGGAAAACACUGGACCCCGCUUCAAUCAAGUAUUGCUCCUUAUGCAACAUCAGUAUCAUUUCCACUUCGAGUGCCACUUUAAAUCUAAAUCUUUUUUUGCUGUCAAAAUAAGGAGCACGCCUGACUUCGAAAGAUCGUCGGACAUGUGGAGUGUGUUUUUGGAAGGGAUAAUUAAAUCAUAUUAUCGAGGAACCGACUACGUAUAUGAUUAACUACUACUUCUACCGGUUGUUGGAUACAGCAUUACCGACAAUUGUUUUGAUGAUGAUACCAAUGAUGAUAGUGGGUGUGUCAUUAUUCCAGUAUGAAAAGUGAAGAAAGACCGUAAUUUAUUGUACUAUUUGUAAACCACUCAUUUGGUGUUAAACAAAAAAAAAUCACCGAACCCGAUUGUCCUUGGAGCCCACCUCCCAAAAUAUUUACAACCAAGGAGAUUGAUUUGAUGCAUUAUUUGAGUACUCUGUUUUGAAGGCUAGUUCAUGAAAACAGCGAAGUCGCAUUUUGUCCUCAAGAAGAAAAAAGCAACAACUUGACGAUAACAGAAUGUUGAUUUUUAUAUUACAGAGAAUAAAAGCUCUUGACCUAUGUGUA
This is a messenger RNA of Tigriopus californicus, 5868 nucleotides long. RefSeq names its product AT-rich interactive domain-containing protein 2-like (gene Bap170). Gene Ontology annotation, cellular component: SWI/SNF superfamily-type complex. Lineage: Eukaryota; Metazoa; Arthropoda; Copepoda; Harpacticoida; Harpacticidae. Bases 284 to 5080 code for a protein of 1598 amino acids. The transcript is spliced from 9 exons. Gene Ontology annotation, molecular function: DNA binding. The record is from RefSeq and is a predicted model, not a curated record.